GGGGUCAUGGCUCACUUCUGCGCCAACAGUCCAAAUGGAGAAUUGAGGAAAUAAUGAGGAGAACUAGAAAAGGGGACCAAGGAGACCUAAAGAAGGAUGAUGAUAAAAGUGGACAGGAGAAUGGAGAUAAAGAUAGAAUGGAGCAGAUAAACUGUGAAGAGGUGAGUUUGUGAUAAACUGUCGCUCUGCAGAAACUAUGUCCUGGAAAAUGGCACGGGUUUUUUGUUCCAGUCAUUUUUUGAUUCAUAGUAAAAGUGUUGCCAGUGGUCUUUUAAUAAUGAUUAUGCCGAUUUUAGACAAAAACAAAAUAAAACUGGGUUUUUUGCAGAGUUCAUCAGAAAUUCACCUCUAUAUUUUGGGCGGAGCAUAUGGCAUGGAGUAAUUUAGAAGCCUGCUCCAAUUUCCAAUCAUCCCUAUGUUUACACUCUCCUGCUAUCUUACAGCCCCCCACCCAUCAGAUCUACUUGGUUUUUCAAACAGCACUUUUUCAUCUGCUCCUGAAUUAAUAAAGAAAUACUCAGAAAUGUGUUGCACACUUUAAAUGAACAGCAGACCACUGAACAUUUUGUGUGUUUUAUUCACGGAUUCUUCCGAGUACAACAGCGUAUGCAAGCUCAUACAUGUGGUUUUUCCAGACAAACAAACUCUCAGCAAUCAAUAGAUCCCUGAGAGUUUGAUCUAUUGAUCCCAAUAAAUACCACAACAUACUGAGCUGAUGCUGGUUUUACCACAAGUUAAAACAAACUAAGUAAAUCAAAUUGGUAAAUAUACUCAAAUUGAAAAAAAUACAAACACUGUCAAGAUGGUCACAGAUUUAAAAAAGUGAAAUUUAAGAUUUCAAGAACUUUGUAAAGAUCAUUAUAAAAUAUAGAAAUCAUAUGUACAAAGAAAAUGAACUUCAUUUUUAUUGUAGCAAACAUACAUACAAGCACUAAAUGCAUGAAAAUGUCAAACUGAUGAAGCAAAUAUUACAAAAAAUACAAACACUGACGUAAUGAUUUCAAUCCCACUGCAGCAUCAUCAGGUUAGACUUUAUGGACAAGAUUAGAAUAAUGUUUUCAUUACAUUUAUUUUCUAAAUUUCUAAAUGUUUGAGCAUCUGAAGCUGCAUAAACAACAAACGUGAUUUGCACGUCAGGAGGAGCACUUUCAAUGUCAAGUCAAUGGUAUCUGAAGUCCUGCAGCGUGAUUUGAGCAACGGGUGCAGCAGAAUUUGAGCAGCGAGGCAAGAGUUCAAAGUUCAGAGUUCUUAACCCGCUGUAUCCCUUUCAGAGUGACAGGGUUGCUGGAGCCUGUCCCAGCUACUGUUGGGCAAAGGCGGGGUACAGGCUGUACGGCAGCCAUGUGAGCGGCUCGGGCUCAGUUGUAAGUCCGGUUGGGGAGGUAAGGUACCGGCCUUAACUUUACUGAAGACGGUGUGGAGAUCGUGGUAGCAACUAGGCACGUUAGACAGAUCGAUCUCUUCAGGAGACCUAAUGGAGGCAGAAUUAGCAGGUGGAACAGCGGAUUGCAAACAGUUAGCGAGGUAGAACUCGCUCCAACCGAUAAUGCGAUGAUGGACCCAAUCAAAUUGCGGGUUGUGGUGACGAAGCCAGGAGAACCCCAGAAUGCUGGAUCAGUCUAGCCGGCUUCCACCGCCAGAAUUCUAAAGUUUAUGACGUGGUCGCUCACUGACCGAUUUCGCUGCUUAAGAGCGAGAAGCUUCCGUGAGGCUUCCUCCCGCUUACGGGGUUGGUCAAAAACCAGCCUGAAUUCAUUAAUGAAGCGCUUGUACGUUAAAAGGGUGACAGGACUGGCAGCCAGGUAAGCCUGAGCCCACUGCAGCGCUUUAUUGCGGAGUGAGUUUAUGAUUAACGUAAUCUUGCUGAGGUCGGAGUCAUAAUACCUCAGAGCUUGCUGGAACAGGAGACUGCAUUGCAGCAGGAACCCUCCACAAGCUUCGACGUAGUCGAAGAAUGGUUCCGGCUGUAGGCGGUAGUUUUCAGGUGACGGACCAGAGGCGGAAGUGGCGGCGAUACUGGAAGCGGGAGGAGGCGCUUCGGGGUAGUUCAUCAAUGUUUGCGUUAGGCCGUCCAGACGCCGAAAAAAGCUCCUGUUGGGCAGAGGAUACUUGCGACAGAGCGUCGGCUUGACGGCCCAGGGCGAUGUCUUGCUGGCUGACGGCAAAACGAAGUCCCUCUGGAUCAGCUGGGUCCGGAAUUGGGCCAGUUUGUUCUGUCAUGAUCUCACAAAGAUGAGGAACCCAGUUGCUGCAACCCAGAAGGAAGACAGGUAAGUGGAUGAUGAGAAAGGAUUUAUUAUUUUCUCCAGAGGUGAAGAUGGUUGAAGAGGGUCCAGACUAGACGUGGCUGUGGCGAGGCUGGAGGGUUUAGAAACGGUUAGCGGGUGCCGAGGGUUUCCGAUCUCCUGAGCCGUAGAAUGAAAGGUCCGCGCUGCCGUCACUCGUGAGAGGUUGGAUCUUGGGACGGGGAACAUAGUAGGGAUGGCCCGUUUGACACGGGGCUUCGGCGCGCGGUUCACCUUCAUGAAACAGAGUGUUUCGGCACAAGGUUUCGAAGCGUGUGUCAACCAGCGCAGAUCACGUGAUUGAUGACGUAUGACGCGCCAAAUGCAUCAUUCACCUGAACCAGGUUUCAGAUCUCAGGUGUGUUUGAUCAGAAGGGCGCGCUGUUGUCUAUAAAUACAGAUGAAUCCCAAACAACGUUUCCCGACCAGUUCUGUUGUUUCCCGUGUAUCGUAAGAAUCAACGUCAUGGCACCCGGUAAAAAAAACGUUCUGUGGCUUGGGAUCAUUUCAACUUGAUUUCUCCAAAUAAGGUAAUACACUAUUAACGUUAUUUUAUUAGUUGCCAUUGCUGAUUAUGUCAGUUUUAUAGAUAUGUCUGUCAGUUGAAAGGAAUCAUUUUUAUUCUUUCCAUUUCUUUUUUAGGUGCAAUGUUUGAUUUGCAAACAUGAAUUUGCAUUUAAUGACAGUACAUCCUCCAUGAUGCGACAUCUCCGCUCCGUUCAUCAUGUUGAAACUCCGCAGUCGGCAAAUCAAGCCUUCAAUCCACCUCAUAUUGUGUCAAGAAAGCAAGAACUUGAUUCUGCAUUGGUGGAUAUGAUUGUAAUGGAUGCACAACCAUUUUCAAUUGUUGAAGACAAGGGCUUCAAGGCUUUUGUCAACCUUUUGGACCCAUCCUACAUAAUUCCUAAUAGGAAGGCCUUGAGGACAAUGGUGGAGGAGAAGUACAAAGCCAAAAAGGAGAAGGCUUUAGAUGUGGUUAGCAGGGCCUCUGCUGUCAGCCUUACAGCAGACAUGUGGACAUCCAUUAACAUGGACGCUUACUUGGCUGUAACAAGCCAUUUUAUCACCGAGGAGGUGGAGCUGGCCUCUGUGGUCUUGGGGGUUCUGAAGUUUCCCCAAACCCACACCGCAGCUCACUUGGCUGAGGCCAAAAAUCUUCUCAUGGAAGAAUGGGGAAUUAAAGGGAAGGUGACAGGCCUGGUUACAGACUGUGCUCCCAACAUGGUUGCAUGUGCUAAUAUAUUACUGCUUCGGCACAUAAUGUGUUUUGCACAUAUGCUUAAUUUGGUGGUGAAAAAGUCCCUAGCCCAAACCCCUGAACUAGAGGAUGUCCGAAGUAAGGGGCGUAGGAUUGUCGGUCUUUUUAAAUCCAGCACCACAGCGAAGGAGAAGCUGUCAGAGAUGGAGCGACAGCUGGCCAGGCCAGAGCACAAAUUAAUGCAAGAGGUGGAAACAAGAUGGAACAGCACAUUUAAUAUGUUGGAAAGGUUGUUUAAGGAGAGAGAGCCACUGGGGGCAGCUCUGGCCACCCUCCAUACAGACCUUCCUCCACUCACCUCAGAGGACUACCAGGCCAUACACCACUGCUUGAGUGUUCUUUCACCGUUUCAAGAGGCCACAGUUGAGCUUUCGACAGAAAAACGAGUGUCAGCAUCCAAAGUCAUUCCCAUGGUCAAAAUGCUGAAACAUUACAUCUCAAGCAGGUGUGGUCAGAUCACACACCCACUUGGUGAAAAAAACUGGCCACUAACUUGAAGAACAAUCUCCAUGAGAGGUUUUCAGCUCUGGAGAAGGUCACUGCUCUGUCAAUGGCAACCUUGUUGGACCCAAGGUUUAAAGAGCUGGGGUUCUGCAGCCAAGGCUCUGCCCACACGGCCAUAGAGCGACUCACUAAAGAGUGUGCUGCAACAGUGCAGGCGCUACUUCCAGAGGCACAGCCACAGUCGCCACCUAGAGAAGGUCCUUCAAGUCAGCAGGAAGAUGGUGGUCUCUGGGCCCUGCUGGACAGGCAUGUGGGGGUUCAACAGCAGGUGACCAGCACAACUGCCAGUGCAACAGUGGAGGUUCAGAGGUACUUAAAGGAACCUCACAUCCCAAGGACUCAGGACCCACUGAGAUACUGGGUUACCCACAAGGUUUUAUACCCACAUCUCUACAAGCUGGCAAUGAAGUUUUUAUGCACACCAGCUUCAUCUGUGCCUUGUGAGAGGAUCUUCUCCAAGGCUGGCGAAAUCGUCAGCCAAAGACGAAACAGGCUGAAGCCCAGCACAGUGGAGAAAAUUCGGUUUUUAAAUAAAAAUCUAUAACAUGUAUCCCACCCAGUCAUGUUAGACCCUGGUUCACAACCACUCAUUCUCACUUAAUAUAUGGCAUUCACAAUGUAACACAAGCACUUCUCACAAAUGUUCAAACAUCGUCUUUGUUUUAUUUCCACACUGAAGUGUUACAAGGGCAAGGAAAUUAGUGGAGUAGAUGAUAUACGUCCUGUCUGCCACCAGAUGCCGCUGUUCUUCAACACAAAGUAUUGUAUACCAGUUUAUUUAGAAAAAAGAUUUGCAGCACACUUGUUUUAUACAAAAAUGCUUUCAUUUUUAAAAAUUAAUAUGAAAACCCAAAUACCCAGCCAAAGAAACUUGAGAUUUUCCAGCAUUCAAAAAUACUUUAUAAACUAAAAUGUAAGACAUCAGAAUAAAUAGAAACAUUCCAAAACUGAGAUUUAGUUUCCAAAAUGAAAUAAUGUUCCAUUUUACAGGAUCUUCCGCGCAUCUACUGCCUUCCCAACAUAAAGGUUUCUGUCCUGGCCCUUUACGCUGACGGUCAGUCUGACACAAGACCGGAUUUUCGGUUGACCCGCAGGACCAUCAAGUAUCUGGUGGAGCAGCUUCGGGUUCCUCACACUCUGGGGGGGUACAGGACACUGAGGUCCUGAUGUUCCUUUUCUGGCUGGCGUGUGGAACAUCUUACCGUGUGGUAGCCAGGGCCUUUGACAUGCCACGGUCCACUGUGAGUGACAUUGUCCACAGGACGGCAGACCGCAUCCUCCAGCUGAUGUCCAGGGUCAUCCGCCUUCCCAGUAGGGCUGAACUACCAUUAGUCGCCUCCGGUUUUGAGCAGCUCGCUGGGUCUGCUGCCUUCCAAAAAAUCGUGGGGAGCAUCGAUGGCUGCCAUAUCAGAAUCAAGGCCCCAAAAGAAGAUCCAGUUUCUUAUUUUAACCGGAAGCUAAUUUUAUUCAAUUCAAAUGCAGGCUGUUUGUGACUCGAAUGCCAAAUUUUUAGACAUUUUUGUUGGAUAUCCUGGAUCGGUCCAUGACUCACGGGUUCUGCGCAACAGCCCAAUUUACGCCAAUAAAACGUACCCACCUGAAAGAUACAUCCUUUUAGGUGAUGGUAGGAAUCCCUGCAUUGCGCAACCCAUCACGCUGCUAACACCCUACAGGGAACCCCUGAGAAAUGCAGUUGAGGCCCGAUACAACCGGCACCACGCCAAGGCACGCUCUGUGGUGGAGAGAGCCUUUGGAAUGAUGAAGACGAGGUGGAGAGCCAUAUUUCUGGGGUCGUUGGAAGUUAAAACAAAAUUUGCCGUCAAAAUCAUUGCAGCGCCAUCCUGCACAAUAUGUGCAUCAGUGAAGGGGACUGGUUGGAGCCCACAGUUGUUGAGCCACAGCAGGACGACAACAGGAACCAGCAGGACGAGCAAAGUGGCAUCCGUCUGCGAGGACAAAUCUCUGGUUUCCUGUCAGCUCCAACUGUGCCACAAAUGGCUCUAGAAGACCACGAUUAUUGUUAAGAUAUAUAAAAAAAGAGGUUAAAUAUAAGAUGAAAUUGUAAAUAUUUACCUCUGAUGUUUAUGAGAUUGAUAAUGUUUUUGAGAUUGUUAAAAAUGGCUCAGGUUUAAAUAAUACUUGCUAA
Oryzias latipes (Japanese medaka) is the source of this 6193-nucleotide messenger RNA. RefSeq names its product E3 SUMO-protein ligase ZBED1-like. The record is from RefSeq and is a predicted model, not a curated record. NCBI's taxonomy places the organism in Eukaryota, Metazoa, Chordata, Actinopteri, Beloniformes, Adrianichthyidae.